Molecule: messenger RNA, 354 nt
Organism: Drosophila rhopaloa
Lineage: Eukaryota; Metazoa; Arthropoda; Insecta; Diptera; Drosophilidae
Exons: 1
Coding region: 1-354 (117 amino acids)
Source: RefSeq, a predicted model, not a curated record
AUGAAAAGCGCUCUGUGUGUGUCGUUGGUCCUGCUCCUCCUGGGAUUCGCCAGUGCCUAUAGUUCAGGCAGUUCGAGUGGCAGUUCCUCGCCCAAGGUGUGUGUCCUGAAGAACUGCGACUGGUACUCGACGACGAAUGCCUGUGGCAAGUUUGGUCGCUCCAAUCUCUGCAAUCGCUUCAAGAACAGCUGCGCCCUGCGAUAUGAGAACUGCGUCGGUUCCACCACCUACACGGCGGUCAGCCUGUCCCAGUGCUCCGGAAUCAGCGAGGGAUCCCGAGGAACCUGCGGUGGAUCUUCGUCAUCCUCAUCCUCAUCCUCAAACGUUAAGCCCAUUAUUAUACGCAGGGGUUGA